UACGAGCAAAGUUUAUCGUUUCAUCCCGUCCAGAUGUUUCACAAUGAAAAGCUGCAGCAUCGCACUGUUAGACGGAAACGCCAACAUGGAUGGAGCUCCAGGAGGCGGAUGCGAAGCUUUCCACAAAGUGCUUACCAUUUUCAGAUGGGGGAACGCAAAGCCAACUCACGUCGCAUGCGAUCGUCCGGAGAUUUAGAUGGAAAAUUGCAAACAUCUCAUCGAUCUGCAUUUUCGGAGCCGGAGAUUUCCAUACAUCGAUUGCUAAUUCGUCCGGCAAUCGUAGAAUUGGACGAAGGUACAAUUAGGGCACGGCUGAGAUAUGUGAUACAACUGCACAAGAAGAUGACUGGAUAUUAUCGACUAAUCUUGGAAGCACGCAUCACUCCGGACUUUCCACCCAUAUAUGUCGGGAAAGUACAAAACGUAUGUGCACAUUGGCCUGCCAACACAGCUCACUCAGGAUGCGAUGCACGGAUUCCACGCUUCUACCAGAAUGGCCAUGUCUGCUUCUGUCAUAUGUCUCCCGGUGUGUAUCAACAACGCCUUCGCCUCAAUAUGCCCAACGUUUUGGAUGGUCUGGAGGUGCCGAGGUUUCUGGUAAAUAUAUUAUUCAGCGAAAAGGUAUUUGACAUAUACCUGACCCUGAGACUUGAAAAAUCCAAAGGUGAACUUGCCGGAUGUGUUCAAGUCAAAAUCCCUCUCUCCUUGUCUUCAACGUGAAGUUACUAUCCAUUUGCAACCGCAUGGACUGUAAGGCUCUUAUAGUUGCCAUGACGGAUGCAAUGUGUUCCUAAC
Dicrocoelium dendriticum is the source of this 795-nucleotide messenger RNA. The record is from the annotation of a GenBank genome assembly. NCBI's taxonomy places the organism in Eukaryota, Metazoa, Platyhelminthes, Trematoda, Plagiorchiida, Dicrocoeliidae.